Drosophila eugracilis is the source of this 866-nucleotide messenger RNA. RefSeq lists its product as uncharacterized. Gene Ontology annotation, molecular function: ubiquitin protein ligase activity. The record is from RefSeq and is a predicted model, not a curated record. The coding region runs from base 50 to 604 and encodes 184 amino acids. NCBI's taxonomy places the organism in Eukaryota, Metazoa, Arthropoda, Insecta, Diptera, Drosophilidae. Gene Ontology annotation, cellular component: nucleus. The transcript has 2 exons. Gene Ontology annotation, biological process: interstrand cross-link repair; protein ubiquitination.
CCUUGCUCUGAUAUAUAGUCGAAGAACCAUAAGUCCUUACCUACGAAAAAUGAAGCCCAAAUCGAAAAAUGACAAGCCCUCGACUUCGAAGGCUACGCUUAGUACUAUACUGAAGAAGAGUCGCGAUGACUUGAGCGAGAAACUUCGGCAGGCAGCCGCCAAGUUGGAGAAAGGCCCAUCGCCAGGGCCCUCUAGGAGCAAGGAACCCACUCAGCAAGGGUUCCGGAAGGGGAAGAUGGACAAUGACCGGGACCGACUGAUGUACAUGAAUAGCAUUACGAUGCUUAAUGAUGGAAUGCGCAAGAGAAUUGAGCAGUUCAAAGAAUCAAAGAUUGCAUUGGUGGAAUCGAACGCAAGACUCAAAUUGGAGAUUCAAGAUUUGACCCAAAGGAAAAAAGAAUUGGAUCAAAUCCACAAGGAGAACUCUUGUCCGAUCUGCCUUUCCCGGUGGCAUCUCGAUGGCGACCAUUUUCCGAUGUCUUUGAAAUGCGGCCAUGUUUUCGGUGCGAAGUGCAUCUUCCAGCACUUGGGAUCUUGCUUUGCUUGUCCCACCUGCAGACAGCCGGUGUAUUAUAACUCACUACGCAGCCUCUACCCAUAUUAACAGACUGGGCUCUUCCAAUGCUUCAGAUUGUAAUGGUAAUAACAUGAUUGGAAACGCUGGACUCAGGACAUGUAAUUAUUUAUACUAGAACUAUUAUCAAAUCGAACGAGCUUGUUAAGCUAAGUUGCCUGUUAGUUUAUACGGAUAUAUGCGGAUAUCACAGUUUACAAAAAAUUAUAUAAAGGGUUUUUAUACGAUGGGAAACCCUGACGAAGCAAGUGUUCGGAGCAGCAAUAACAAAAUUGUUAAAUUUUAAAUGGCA